AUGGCAGCAGUGGCCGGACCGCAAGGCACAGUAUUGGACAUUGAUUCGCUCCCAGACGAUCCCCUCUACAGAAUUCGCCGCUACAUCGGCGGCCGUGCGACGGUAGUCUACGUCCACGUAUCAACGACCGAGUUUCUCGCAGAGGACAAUCGUACAUAUGGCCCUGGUAUCAUACGACUCCUCUCGAAGCUUGAUGAAUGGCGACGCCCCGACUGGAAGACGCUCACGAUUACGAUGAAUGCCGCUUCUACUCUACAAAUCGAUGUUGACGCGUUUCAGCCGCACUCUAUGUCUCCAGCAUCCAUACACGGCUGCUACGGCCUGUUCGACGUUUUAAACUUGAAGCGCGAAUACAAUGUCAAGGCGCGGACCCGACACUGCCUAGCCCGAGGCGCCGAGGUGUAUGUGAAACUCGCAAGGUUCGAAUUUGAAGUCAGGGCACUGGAGCGGGAAGUAAAGGUGUAUCAUAGGCUGUGCGGCUCUGCCGUGUCACCUGCACUGGUUGGAUACGUUUACGAGGACACGCACGAUCGCGUGGUUGGCUUCAUCACCGAGGAACUGGUCGGACACUAUCCCGAAUCAACCGACGACUACGUGGCGUGUUCUGAGGCACUGCGUGAUCUGCAUGAAGUGGGCGUCAUCCACGGCGAUAUGAACAAGUAUAAUAUCAUCAUGACAAAGGAUGGGCCCAAAUUUAUUGACUUUGAAGCGUCGAGAUUGCGGGAUGAGACGACUGAUUGGGAGAAACUCGCAGAGAAGGAAAAACAGAAUCUUUAUAAAGGGCUAUCCGAUCAAUCAGGGCUAGGAGCACCAUGGGAUAUAGAAACAUAG
This is a messenger RNA of Akanthomyces muscarius, 831 nucleotides long. RefSeq lists its product as uncharacterized. The coding region runs from base 1 to 831 and encodes 276 amino acids. The record is from RefSeq and is a predicted model, not a curated record. The transcript has a single exon. Lineage: Eukaryota; Fungi; Ascomycota; Sordariomycetes; Hypocreales; Cordycipitaceae.